AAAUGAGUGUGAAAAAACAUGGAUUUUGUUACUGAAAGACAUCAGUCAAGAUUUACAAUGCACAAAUGGGCAAACAGUGCCCAGUUUUCCCGAGUGCUUUGGAAAGAGUUCCGAGGAAGAGAGCCUACGAAAACAAGAAGUCUUUACAGUUGGAAUGAAAGACUUUCAGUGGGUGUCAUUUCCAUCUUUUUGCAAAGAAAAAUGUCUAAAGCCAAAGGAUCUUAGCUCCCAUCAGCCAGCACAGAGCCAAAUUGACUGUUUACAUAAAGGACGGGGCCAAGCGGAUAAACUGAAAAGUUUACCUUCUACAGCUGAGAAAACAUGCUGCCUAACUAUUACAGAUCAAGCCAAAAACAUGGGUGGGGAAGACACAAAAGGUAUUUCAAAACUGGAUGCAAGUCCUAAAUCCUGUAAACUCCCUCAGCACCGAAGUUCUACACACCACUUGGCGUUGUCGCAGAGCGCUGCAAAAGCUUUUAGCUUUCAAGACUACUGCAGAGGGCCUGUACAGAACAGCAGGGAAAACAGAAAAGAAAAUGAUAGCCAAGAGCUUCAAAUACAAACACAUCAAGGUAACGUUUCGUUUGGUGAGGCCAGAUACGCGCCUGCAGAAGAGAAGCCGCCUCUUGUGAGCGUACCUGGAACUGAAAGCUGCAAGACGACUGAGGAUCAGAGCGAAGGACCCUCAACUCUUGACAGUUGUCCAAUGUGCCUGAUUCGUUUUAGUGGAACACUCUCACAACUGGAUAUCGAUGGCCAUCUCGCUAGGUGCUUGUCUGAAAGCGCAGAUGAUGUAAUGUGGUAAAUCCAGAAGAACAAGGCCAAGGACGAACCUUUCUCAAAGGAAAAGGAAAACAUGUCAAGGAAGCACGUCCUUGUCUCGAAGCUGCUUAAGGAUCACAAACCAGUAACUCAGCAGAAGGUCAAGUGCCACCUGCGCAGUUGGGGUCUUGUUAUUUUUAAAUCCUCUCAAAUGCAUGUAAAGUUGUUCUGGUUCUGAAAAUGGUACUACAGGAUGUCCCAGAGACCCCCAGAGAAACCAGUCUUGGCACUCCUAGAAUCUGGGUACUUCUGAAAGUAUGCACUAUUGUAAAUCCCUGAAGAACCUGUUUUGUGUGAUGCCUCAC
Molecule: messenger RNA, 1127 nt
Organism: Egretta garzetta (little egret)
Lineage: Eukaryota; Metazoa; Chordata; Aves; Pelecaniformes; Ardeidae
Gene: FAAP20
Product: FA core complex associated protein 20
Exons: 3
Coding region: 155-805 (216 amino acids)
Molecular function (GO): ubiquitin binding
Source: RefSeq, a predicted model, not a curated record